This is a messenger RNA of Prorocentrum cordatum, 693 nucleotides long. The record is from the annotation of a GenBank genome assembly. Lineage: Eukaryota; Dinophyceae; Prorocentrales; Prorocentraceae.
GGCUGGGACCAGUUCGACUGGCUCACGAAGGAUGCGGAGUCUCCGCUGCUUGUCGGCAACGACUGGGGCGUCGUGGAGGUCAUAGAGACCACGCUGCAUUCGCAGCUGCUGAAGUUGUCGCCUGCGCAGGAGCUGGCCGCGAGCCGCAGCGGCCUCGGGAGGGGCCUCGUGCGGCUGCUGGACUUCGCCUGCCUGUGGGCAUCGCAGAUCGACCAGGAGGACCGCGUGCUGGUCCUCUCCAGCAGCCAGGAGUUCUGCCGCUUCGCCGCGGAGGUGGGCGCGGUUCGCGCCGUCCACGCCGACGAGGCGAAGAGGAGGUUGCUCGAGGGCCCGCAGGGCGGCGGUCAGCCACCCGCGGAAGAGGCCGCCGAGGGCGGCGCGCAGUCGGCGACGGCCGCCGCGGCCGGCACGCGCUUCUCCGCGGAGCUCGUCUCCUCGCUGUUCCUGUCGGGCGCGGCCGCGCACUUGGGCGGCUCUGCCGCGCGCGCGGCCGAGGCGGGCGGGCUGCUGGGAGAGCUGCAGGAGCGCCAGCGACGUCGCCGCCGUCCUCCCUCGGGCGCCAUCGAGCUGCUCUCCAGCGCGCGGACCCUGCUGGGGCUGGAUACAGGCGACCCGGAGACCGCUGGCUGCGCCAAGCACAUCGACGAGGCGCUGCGUCGCUGGGAGCGGAUCGUCACAGGGCGGAUGCCCUGA